AUGCCUCCCAAAUGCCUCCGAAAGACCUUUAUCGAAACCCGUUUCAAUGCUUGGUGUUGUGCAAUUCAAACUCUCCCUGAGUGGCGUCGUUCAAUUAAAGGAGCGCCUCCUCCUUGCAGAGUUAGGAAGUGCAACCCCAACAAGAAUGUUGUGAAAGCUGGGUGCGAUCAUUUUUGCGCCGUUGCACGACACUGCUGUGUCGGAUCGAACACCGCGUGUGUUGCCUCAACCAACACUCAUGUCAUUGGCGUGAUGUAUAAUCGAACUCUUUAUAUUGACCGGUCUCUGUGGGGUGGCUCUGUGAUGUUGAGACUCGCAAACGACCACCACCAUGUUUACUUCGGUCUUUCCUACAUCCUCGACUGGCUCAAAAUUUGGUGCCAAGCGACGUUGAUUCCGAAAAUGGAUCUUGGGUUCAGGUCACAGCCAUUGCCAGCGCAACAAGCACAGAUUUUGUAUCCCUCCAGACCGCAACCACCAAAAGCCCCCAUCUUGGCCUCGAGUCACAACGUUAAUGUUGCAUACGAUCCUUCACGACGACAAAGUAUCACACAAUUCAGUAUAUAUCCCACUGCCGGAAACCCAACGACAUUUAUUUAUGAGCAAUCGACUUGCUCCAAAUCCGACACCGUUUCUAGUUCGGAUAGCGAGUCAACGACGAUGUCUUUCUCGCCUGCGAGGUCCAUUGACAGCACAAUGGCGCUGAAAAGUCCCGUAGAUCCUGAGUCGUUUGAACGUCGGUUCGACGAGAGGACUCCCACUCCAACUCCAAGGCGCGACUCUUUCUCUUUACGGGAUCGUAACCACCCUUCAGUUCCCAGACAGGACCCGCAGUUCGCACCUUCGGAGUCCGAUGCCGACGAAUUGGACCGCAUUGCGCAAUUAAACGCCCAAUAUAACUCUGUAUCAUCUGCAUCGUAUUAUACUUCAAGCACCGAUACCACCCGAGGCGAGGACCGUCACAGCUCGUCCGUCCCACACUUGUUGGACAGUCGAGGCUCGCAAGCGAGAAACGUUCCUCAACCAACUUAUUCUAAUUCCUUCGUCAAUCACAGCCCAGAGGAGUUGCAAUCUCCCCUCAACGUUCAAUACACAGGCAACAGAGGGCAUGCCCCUCCAUUUUUUUUUUCAGAUUCCGACGUCGACCGUCGUGUCUCGCAAAAUCCUCCUCACCAGCAGUCGGAUUCAAGCUCCUCGACAACGGAGACGCAGAGCUGGGAUAGUGAGAGCACUCAGAGACCAUCACCCACCUUGACACGCCAGACUGGCCCUUCAGUGCCCGUGUCAGCUUAUCCGCAGGCAGGAUACCACCAUCGACAGGCUGCUGACAACCUCCCCGCCCCCGCUCAGACCGCGCCUCUCAGCCGCCAGCGGAGUUCGUAUGCGGAGCAUAGAACUUCUGUUGUUGGGCCUUGGCCCGAGACCAACAUCUCUCCGUCAACGUACGACUCCAGGAAUCGCGUAGAGUUUCCCCCACUUUCUGAUAGUCGACAACAAGAAGAGUACAGACGAGAUGCCCACUACAAUCACUCUCCCAUACCACCAUCAUCAACCGAGUCGGUUCGUGUGUAUUCUCAAUUGGCAUCUGACGGUCGUCGACAUCAUGAUUCUGCAAUUCGACAGUACGAGGAGCCAGUAGCCAGGCGGGGCACUGACCAGGGGCGGGCAAAUUCUGGCAUUUCUCACAGAGAUUCAACAUUCCUUCGUGAAAGGGUGCUGAGUACAUCCUACAACGGCGCUCCUUCAAAUCAUUCCCCCACUCACCCAGGUCGGUCUAGUGGGGACUCUCGAAGAGACUCCCAUGUGACCUCUAACGAUAUGCCAAGCCAGUCUUCGGCUUCAAGGCGCAACGAUUCGCGUUCACUGGAUCUCGGACAAGGAUCAAGUCCUACGUCCAACUCUCCCACCACCCGGAGAUCGAGUGUGAUGUUUGCAGCGGCUCCAUCACGCCCUGCACUACCUCCUCUGGACAUGCAGGCCAUCUCUGGGAAUGGAGGAUCAGGCGAUAGGCAACGAACAAGGACGAACUCGGUCUCGUACCAAGCACGACCUGUGGAUCUGCAAAGACAGAGAUCGUCAGAUGUCGCGGAUCCAGCCCUUGACCCUCAUCACGACCAGAACCGGCGGCCCCGCCACCCAGAUGUGGGGGGAGUGAGAAACUCUGCUUAUGAGCCUGAGGCUCGCUCUCAAGGCAGGUACUCUGCCCGUCUAUCCAUGUCCUACCCCGCUCCCAGUCCUGGUCAACGGCCCUCACCCUCACAAGCCACCCCAAUCGACACACGAGCUCGGCCUCCCUUCCCUGUGCCACGUGUUGCAGCACCAGAGCCUCAUCGAAGGCUCUCCGACGGAGAUCGUCCUUCCACCGACACUCCUGUCUACCCUCGCAGUGCAACCCCAUACGAGAGAUCGUCAGGUUCCUCGAGGAAUGCGGUGGUAGCCGCCCCAAGCGCUUAUCACCCACCACUUACCCACAUUGAACACCUCAGACGCUUCUCAGACGGCGAUCAAACCAUACCCCCUCGUUUACUCAAUUCUGGACGAAAUUCCGCUCCUAUUGGCAGAUCAGUGCGCUGGAUGGAUAACCUCAUUUGCCCUUCACCGAUUAUUGCGACUCAAAGAAAGAAGGGAUGGUUUAACCGCAGAGGGGAUCAAUUAUGGACGAAUGACGGACAAUACAAGCCAGCGGAUGAAGGGGAGGAGUAUCCUCCUCAAUUUGACGAUUACCCUGAGCCUGGGCAGGGAUGGAUGAACGAGGAAGGAACUCGGAUCGACCUAGGGCAUCGACGAAUCCCAAAGCCUCCCCUCCGUUCGGCACUGAAGCAAUUUCGAGGGUAA
Molecule: messenger RNA, 2835 nt
Organism: Laccaria bicolor S238N-H82
Lineage: Eukaryota; Fungi; Basidiomycota; Agaricomycetes; Agaricales; Hydnangiaceae
Exons: 6
Coding region: 1-2835 (944 amino acids)
Source: RefSeq, a predicted model, not a curated record